Messenger RNA from Blepharisma stoltei, 279 nucleotides. The record is from the annotation of a GenBank genome assembly. Lineage: Eukaryota; Ciliophora; Heterotrichea; Heterotrichida; Blepharismidae.
AUGGACAGUUUAGAAGCAGCACUGUUAGUUCAUGCACACCAUGCCCUGAUGUGAAUUGCAAUCAAUGUGCAGAUAGUGGAAGUGGGAAUACUUGCAUUCAAUGUUCAAAAACCUUUACCGUUACAUCAAGACUUAAAGUGAAGAAAACUUCUUGCUGUGACGAAGGAAAAUUUAGAAGCAGCACUGUUAGUCCAUGCACACCAUGCCCUGAUAUUAAUUGCAAAUACUGUGAAGAUAGUGGAAGUGGGAAUAAUUGCCUUCAAUGUGCAAAGACCUUAA